CAGGUGGUUGCCCAUGUGACGUGCCAAUCGUCUUUAUGAGAUGCCACCUCUGGUUCUCAGCCAUCGUAUGUGGAGCCGCGUAGGAGAUUCAGGGUCUUCAUUGCAGUACCCAAAGUCAAUAAGGUUGAGGCGAUGUUUUCGCGGGCCCAAUAAGCCAAUCUCCCAGGCUCAUGGCUUGGAUCAGGCACUAACCCAAAACGGUGUGCUCGUUUUCGCUUGUUCUUCUAACAGUCAGAGGCUGAAGAUGUGAAGACAGUAUAUAUACAGGGUAGAUGAACGAAGAUGGAGCAAAGAUCAUGCUAUCACAUUUUAGUUAUUCUAUCACAACCGCUUGCUUCAGUUACAGUGUCACAUAGUCAGGUCGGUACAAGAUGAUGCUUGACAAAAGAUCCCCUUAUCAGGAGGGAAGUCUCUGGUACUAUGCGCCCAACCAAGGAGCACCCAUCUCUUUCGCAAUAAUGUUUGCUGUCUCUGGGAUGGUACACAUUUACCAAUGUUGCCAGUACAAGUCUUGGAAAGUGACCGGUCUCCUACCAUGGUCUGCUCUUCUCUUUACAGCUGGGUUCAUAAUGCGUACUAUCGGCGCCUUUGGACAGUGGGGGAAUGUGGGUAUCUACAUUGCGAGCACCGUUCUAUUGCUGGCUGCACCACCCGUCUAUGAGGGCGCCAACUACUUCACUCUGGGCCGCAUCCUUUACUACAUCCCAUACCAUUCGCCAAUUCAUCCUGGUCGCGUUUUCACCACUUUUGUGGCGGUCGGUGUUGUGAUCGAAGCUAUCACCGGCAACGGGGCUGCGCUGGUUGCUAACUCUGAGGCGACGGAAGGCAAGAGAAAGACAGGAGAGGGAUUGCUUAAAGCAGCUCUGAUCCUGCAACUUGUGCUUAUGGCUGCCUUUGUUGCCUUAGCUGCCAGAUUCCACUACAAUUGUCAUCGUGGUGGUGUCUUGAACGGCAAGAUCAAGCGGGCCUUGUACGUGUUGUAUUGCAGUUGCACCCUCAUUACUGUGCGCACGAUCUACCGGACGGUGGAAUAUUUCAGCGCCACGAGUCUCAAUAUCUAUAGUGGCGGCAACCAGAUUAGCCCAAUCCUCAAGGAUGAGUGGUUUUUCUGGAUUUUUGAGGCUGUUGUCAUGUACCUGAAUACCAUCUUGCUGAAUGUCUGCCAUCCGAUGCAGUGGCUUCCACGCUCCAACAGAAUAUAUCUUGACAGGGAUGGCAUUACCGAGAUCGAAGGACCUGGUUAUGACGAUCACCGACCAGUCAUCUUGACCCUUAUUGAUCCCUUCGACAUUGUUGGUCUUAUCAAGAACAAAGGUAAACAGGAGAAGUAUUGGGAAGAUGAGACAGUCAGCAAGCUCAGCAAAGGUUCGCCUGGACCAUCCGCUGUGUAG
Messenger RNA from Aspergillus piperis CBS 112811, 1391 nucleotides. RefSeq names its product putative RTA1 domain protein. The coding region runs from base 372 to 1391 and encodes 339 amino acids. The transcript has 4 exons. Lineage: Eukaryota; Fungi; Ascomycota; Eurotiomycetes; Eurotiales; Aspergillaceae. Gene Ontology annotation, cellular component: membrane. The record is from RefSeq and is a predicted model, not a curated record.